AAAUAAACCAUCCAGACCGUGGCAGACCGUGUCACAGUGUCACUCGUGGGCUAUUAUAUCGAUAAGAUCAAAAGGUCGUUGGCGAUUCCCACAUUCCUCCCUGAGGUUCCACUCCCCGAAUCGCGGACAGCCGCUCCACAACGGCCGCCAUAGUUUCAAGGCAGAUCGCAGCAAUUUGGGCAAUCAAACUAGGUAUCAAGGCGCAGCAGCAGGCACCACUAGGUCUACGCUCGGGGGUUUUAUAAGAAAUGGCGUCCCCCCAACCGGGCGCGUCGCCCAGACGCAGUCGGGGCUUCAGUUUCAGUGGUCGGUCUGAACGUUCUCACCGGUCCAGUGGUUCUGGGAAUCUUUCAAAUAAAGAUAAAGUCCAUCUCACGGAAUCGCACGAGGAUAAAGUCCGCCGCAACUUGCAUACCAAAGCUGAUCCAACGGUUGCUAUGAGCGAAGCACAACCCAUGGCGGUCGCACUCGAAAAAUCCAAUUUGGGUUCCUUACGGGCCAUACAACACAAGGAUCAAUAUGGAAACCCAAUAGUCGAGCCCGAUAUUUCGAACCCAACUCGUCCUCGAUUUGAACGGCCGCUUGACACUAUUCGAUCGUUCGAGGCUGCCAUCUAUGGACCUAUUACUUCCAGACCGACUUCCUACGUGAAGACAGACAAUGGAUCAACACCUGGUGAAUACAGUAAACGGGGCAGCUACUUUGGAGCUCCCAAUGGAAACGGAUACUCCAGAGGCUAUGAAAAUGCAUAUGGACGUCCAAACCCAUCGCGACCGAACAGCUACAUUGACAACCAAAUGGCUGCCCAAGCAGAUGCAUAUUAUCCCUACAACAACAACGGUUACAGCAAUGGUUACGGCAACGGUGGUCGACCUCGAAGGCGCCACAGCCCGCGCUCGAAUUUGAAUCCAGAACAAGCGGUGUACAACCACCCUGCUCAGAAUGGAUAUCAUCACGGUCCGCAAAGAUCGCAUGAUACCACAGCCGCAGCAUCUGGGAGCAGCACCGAACCAUGGAACAACUCCACCAACCCCAGCUCGGUAAACAGCUCGCUCGACCAACUCCAACAGCAACAACAACAGCAGCAACAGCAACGCCAACAACAACAAAAGAUCGCAGAGAGCUAUGGCUUCUCAGGAUUCGGCCCGGAGCCGAAUCUCGCCAAUAACGCCGCCCCACCAGCUCCCCGACAUACCUUCGGGCAAGCUCCUCCAUCUACAGACCCCAACGCCGGCGGUCCUGUUGGAGGAGUACCACCCACAGCUACACCUGCAGCACCUGCCCUCGGCAACCGUCGCAGUCUUCGCAAGUCAACCAAUCUAUCUGAAACCGGCGACAAGCGAAAGAGCUGGUUCAAGAGGAAAUUCACCAAGAGCUAGACUCGCCUUUUCUCUAUC
Molecule: messenger RNA, 1397 nt
Organism: Aspergillus wentii DTO 134E9
Lineage: Eukaryota; Fungi; Ascomycota; Eurotiomycetes; Eurotiales; Aspergillaceae
Exons: 5
Coding region: 249-1379 (376 amino acids)
Source: RefSeq, a predicted model, not a curated record